AUGGAAUACAAGCCACGACACUUUUGCAGUGUCCCACCAGUCGGUCAGGGUCACACCAUUUUUGCCCUGUCAUCAGGCCGUGGAAAAUGCGGUGUUGCUGUCAUCCGUGUCAGCGGCCCAGCUUCUGCAUUUUGCCUAAGUCAACUGACUAGAAUGAAGCAGGGACUUCCACCUCCUAGAACUGCUGUUCUGCAUAGCAUUUCGGACCCCAACUCUGGGGAGGUCCUGGACCGAGGGCUGCUGUUAUGGUUUCCAGGUCCACAGAGCUUCACAGGAGAGGACUGUGCUGAAUUCCAUGUGCAUGGUGGCCCAGCGGUAAUAAGUGCCAUCCUGCAAGCCUUAGGAAGCUUGCCUGGCCUUCGUCCUGCAGAAGCCGGAGAGUUUACUCAACGGGCAUUUCAAGCUGGAAAGUUGGAUCUGACUGAGGUAGAAGGACUUGGGGAUCUGAUUCAUGCAGAGACAGAGGCCCAGAGAAGGCAAGCUCUCAGACAAAUGGCAGGAGACCUGGGACAAAUUUACCAGACUUGGAGUCAUACACUUACUCGGGCCCUGGCUCAUUUAGAAGCUUUCAUUGACUUCAGUGAAGAGGAGAAUAUUGAAGAUGGUGUUUUAAACCAAGUUGACAACUUCGUUAGGCAACUCCAGAUGGAGAUCAGCUCUCAUUUACACGAUAACCGUCGAGGUGAACGUCUGCGCAGUGGAGUGCAUGUUGUUAUUGCAGGAGAGGCCAAUGCUGGCAAAAGCAGUCUUCUGAAUGCCAUUUGUCAGAGACCAGCAGCCAUUGUUUCUCCUAUUGCUGGUACAACAAGGGAUGUUGUGGAGACAGCAUUAGACAUUGGUGGAUUCCCUGUCCUUCUGAGUGAUACGGCGGGCCUGAGGGAUACCCACGAUAUUAUAGAGAAAGAGGGAGUGAGACGUACACGAGAGAGGCUGGAGCAAGCAGACCUGACAGUGGCAUUAUUAGAUGUAGUGGGGCUGCUUGAGGCCUCCAACAAGUUAGCCCACCUUUUAUUCAGUUUCCUGGAGGACUUGAAUGUCCGCCAGAAGCAGUGCAUUCUAGUCCUAAAUAAAAUUGACUUGCUGAACAAAAAGGAAUUGAACUAUCUGCAUUGUGCGGUGAAAAAGGAAGAAGAUCUGCCCACUGUGUGCUGGCUGUCUUGCAAAACAGGCAGCGGCAUCGAGGAGUUUCUUAGAGUUCUUCGAGCAGAGCUGGAGAUAUUGUGUGGAAACCCACUGUUAGGAAUGCCCAGCCUGACACAGGCUCGACAUCGCUCUCACUUGCACAAGUGUCUGGAAGCUCUGGGUCUUUAUGAAUAUUAUAAGGAGACUGACAUGGCCUUGGCAGCAGAGGGGCUUCGUUCUGCCCUUGCCAGCCUUGGAAGAAUCACCGGGAAAGUGGGCGCUGAGGAGAUUUUGAAUCUGAUAUUCAGAGAUUUCUGUAUUGGUAAAUAA
Messenger RNA from Erpetoichthys calabaricus (reedfish), 1452 nucleotides. RefSeq names its product GTP binding protein 3, mitochondrial (gene gtpbp3). Gene Ontology annotation, molecular function: GTPase activity; GTP binding; protein binding. Gene Ontology annotation, cellular component: mitochondrion; cytoplasm. The coding region runs from base 1 to 1452 and encodes 483 amino acids. The record is from RefSeq and is a predicted model, not a curated record. NCBI's taxonomy places the organism in Eukaryota, Metazoa, Chordata, Cladistia, Polypteriformes, Polypteridae. The transcript is spliced from 9 exons. Gene Ontology annotation, biological process: tRNA methylation; tRNA wobble uridine modification.